UCCGCAGAGUCCUCAAAAUUAUCCCCCCUGGUCGACGUGACGUACAAGCAACUCCAUCUUCUCGUCUCUGGAUAUGAAGGAGGUGCCACCGAAGAGAGCUUAGAGGAGAUGCUCAAACCUCGUCUCGAGGGCUUCAAGGACUUCCAGAAUACCUUCGGACGCCCGAAUACAGUCUCGCGCAAGUCAUUUGACAGUGGCACCGUGACCCUUCGCGAUGGGAGCGCUAUGAGUGUUCCUCCAGACCUCAAGGAUGUUGCUCUAAGCAUUAGCAAAAAGUUCGACAUAGACGAAGUGGAGGCGUUAGUUCUGCUCCGCUCAUUCAUCUACAACGUUGGACUACCUGACCUGAAACCCGGAGGCUCGCUGGUAGAAGAUAUCAUUGAAGGCUUCGCCCCGUUCUACUACGCAGAACGGCGCUGCUUGUUCCGCAUCCUCGUCACUCUCCUCCGCGCGAACGAAAGCAACGUCCUCUUUUUCCACGACCCCUCUACGCGACUCCUCCCCGAAAUCAUCUCCCAACCAACAGCGUUCGUCCUGGGCGUCCUUUCAGAGAUCAAACAGCGCAUCCACUCGUCGCCACCCGACGACAUCUCAGGCGACCCACGUAUGUCUUCGGCGUGGGCAAAAGAGCUUGUCAGAGAUCAUUUAGUAUUUCUGGAGCUUUUGUUUUGGUUGAUGUGGAGCUAUGUUCCUCGCGAAGGAGAAGUGGUACUCCAAAUCUUCAGUAUAGGGUACGGCACCAACCUCGGAUCGGCACAACAGAACGGUUCGCUACUUCUCGACGAAGAAGGUACCAGGUUGCAGCAGGAUUGCGCAGGUCUUUGGACUCUUCUCAUGAUCUCUAUUUUAGAGCUCGAGGCUAUCGCUGUCGACGGAACCGUUGAAGUCUCAGAUAACCCCUCCGACGAGCAUGUGUACUUCUCUUCGCCCGCAUCACUUCGAAAGAUACAUGAAUUAGUUGUCUCUAACGAAGAUACUUAUUUUGCUCCCAUCUACGCAUCAUGGGUCCUCGUACUAUGGCGACUUGAGACGACAGUUGCAUUGCAGGAAUGCCCAUCCUCAUAUCGUCCUUUCUUCGAAUCCCUCGACCCCCACCCGGCACGCCCAUAUUUCACACAUCGAGAGCCUGUCUACAAAUCAAUGUUGGAGCGAUGUUUAGAUCCAGAAGUCGGACUGUUCAACCUCCUUUUAGCCUUUUUGACGACCACUCCACUGUUUUCGACGUCUAUCGCAUGGCAAUCCAACUCGGCCAUCACAGACCCAAACUCUGUGGCAUACCGAUCCGUGAUGAAAGGAUUGGUGACUGGGCUUCUGGAUGUAGUCCCUUUAGAGCUAAUACCGGGAUUUGAGACGAUCAUAGAAGUGUGGGUCGCUCUCUUCGCUCGAGGCGAAGUUGAUUCAGUCGUCUUCAUCUGCCAACAAUAUUGGCAGUCUGAUUAUGCUAUCCGCCUCUCACGACGGGCCAUCCUUGACGUUGCACGAUCACGCUUCCCUAUUCAGAUUCAGCCACUCGUCCGGCUUCUGCGAUCUCUGACUGGGUAUGGUUUCAUGAGCACCGAUCCUCUCAACGUGGACUCAGAUCGAUCAGGAGACACUGGACGGUUUGCAGAGACCUACAGUCCGAUACGCAUGAUCUGUGCGCAGCACGUGUCUGUUUUCUUGGACACGAUACCCACAUACACCCAGAUGAUGCCCGCUAGCGCAUGUGUGGGUCCACACGCCUUGUACGAGAAAGUCCCAGAGCGAUAUGGUUCCUCGACAUCUACUGGCCCGACAUAUAUCAACCUGCGCCCUCUCAAAUUGCCUGGCGGUAGUAUCUUGCCCCCCAAAACUGUAGGGCGCUUGUUGAGUCAGGAUGGCGGAGAAUAUAUGAUUGUGGCUUGGCAGCACGAGCAUUCAGGCUGGAAACUUCUCAAGGAGGUGCUGGUAGCGUACACGCAACGUGCACGACUAUUGCCAGUGGCCACGACCUCAUAUUCAUCCUUCCACGCCACAUCACACCGCGCAGGACAACAGCCGCCCACUGUACUCACGUUGCAAGCCAUCGGGGUCGACAUCAGUCCAGAAACCGACAUGAGCACCAUCACCAACAUCCUUGACCUAUUCCGCAGUGUCAUUCAAGAGGAUGCCAACUUGACCAGUCAGAUUUUGGACGCGAUCAAUGGUGAUGCUGAGUCGCCUAAUCUUGUCCAGCUGGUUAUGCUUGUUCUCGAAGAUGCAUUGGCACGCUCUGUUGCACAGUCUCGUACAACGGAACAAAUGGAUCUCAUCGCAUCUGCUCUAGGCUUGGUGUCAUCACUUAUGGUGCUGCCUACGUGUGCAGACGAUAUUUGGCUGUUUGUGCGUUCAUCGAGUGCCAUAUUCGAUACUAAUCGACGUGGCGGCGGUUCUUCUGCUGUUCUUGCUGCCGAGCGCUCGUCCGGCUCCUAUUCGAUCACCAAGGAACUGCUUCGUUUCGUGAAGGCGAUGUUUGCCGACGUGUCUUCCUCGGUCUUAUUGUCGACUCCUGGGGCGCGAAGAGCGCAGUUGAAGGAAGAGGUGCUGAUGCGUGCACUGCGCUUCGUGCAUACCGAGAUCUGGCUUGAGCAUGUCGGUUGGAAGUACGCCCAGCUCGGCAACAGAUUCGCAGUCGGAAGGAUGGUGUCGUCACUUUAUGGCGAUAUUCUCGACCAGAUCCCUCCGAGUGGACCAGAGGGACCCUUGAUGUCGAUCAGCCAUGCGAUUUUCGAAGCGCUAGUCCUGAAAGCCACCACGUCGAGUAUCAACCCCCUCAUCUCUGCUAUCGCCACUUCAGGAGCCAUCUUGCGCCAUAUAACCGCCUCCGCUCGUCACGGGGAUACGACAGGUCUCUAUCUUGUCCUACAAUCACAUAUUCGGGUGAUUCGACUCUGUCUGACGUACAAACAAAGGUUGUAUACGAAUGCUGGGCCUUGCUUGUUGGAGCAGGCACUGUGUUCCCGUGCUGGGGGCGGCGGGGUGGUCAACGUCAGCCGGUCCAAGGCUGACCCUCUUGAUGUCCUGGCUACGUUCGUUGUCGACCCAGAUCCUGCUUCCCAGGUAGCUCUCGAAGCCGCUCGGCUUUUGUACGCUCUCUGUUCGUCCCUAUCCGCAUCCUCCUCCUCGCCGACCAUUGUUGGCCACCUCUCUGAUCCGGAGACCACCAUCUCGUCUUUUGUCCGUGUCGUGCGGGAUCCUUACCGCAGCCUCGAAGUUCGGCUUGCCGUCUGGCGGUUCAUGACUUUGGCAGUCGAAAAAGAGCCUGCGUUGGGUAACCUGUUCGUCACUGGCCGUUUCCAGAUCUCAGAUCUCAAGUUCAAAGGAGAUCUCAAAACUGAUACACCGGAGAAGAAAAGGUUCAGCGCUUUACAAGCUGCGCGAGAGGGGCUCAACACUGGAGAAGAACUAUGGGAUGUCAAUCCCGCGGUUUUGUCUAGCAUCCUUGCAUUCUUAGCUGCUAUAUGGACUCGUGGGUUGGAACACAAGGUUGUCCUGAAGACCACCCGUGAAAGCGCGGAAUUCUGGCAACAGCUAGCGGAAAUUGUGCGGAGGGAUGUGCCACCAGUACCGGAAUACCGGAGCUAUGGAUCUGCCCUAGACGAGGGUCUCGCGCGCUCGGCUCUUCAUGAUGCCGUAUUCACCCACUCCCAUCGUGUCCUUGCGAAAGCCCAUGCAAUUCGCAUCAUAGCUUUGGAUGUCAACAUGGACCUUCCAUCACAGAAUACACAAGCUCCGCCCAGCCCGCAGAGUUACCAGUCGAUUGCAGGUAUAUUCAAACAGGAGGAACAACUCGCCAAUCAUCUUCAGGAGGCGACCAUGAACUCGUACGAUCCAAGUCUCUACGACGGCUUUGAAGUCAAGGCGAAAGAAUAUUUCCCAUGUCUGUCGCUAGCGCAGUUGGAAUCCCGCUCGCUCCUUGGAGAACGCGAGCUGGGAGAAGACUUCGCCUUUGCCUCGGUCGUUCUUCAAGCCCGAAUAGGCCCUAUCGAGAGGAACUACGAAGAGGCAGUCGCAGGAAGAGUGGAGGGUACCUUGCAUGAUCUGCUCUCGAUAAAUUUGAACCUCUCCCUCGCGCAUGUGCAGACCGAGUUGGGUGAGUCGUGGCAAUUCUUACUGCAGAAGGUGGCGCCAUUCUUGAAGGGAAAUGCUGGUCUCCGUCCGACGAUCCUUUCCUUGGCUGCCACGGUCUCGAAAACUAUAGCUGUGGAGAAGCGGCCUGGCAAUCUCAUGUCCAAGAUCCACGGGGUGCGCCUGUCACUGCUACUGGCCUUGGUUGAAUUGGCCUGGUUCUCUGCCACCGAGUCUGAAAAGGAGGUCCAGUCCUUGAUGCAGCUAGUGAACCAUGUGCACGAAAUCGUUGUAAAUGAGCCACAGUCUCCAGUCAAAUCCGUCCGCGGCGCCGUCACUACACCAUUCCACCGUACACUCCUCCAGAUCAUCUAUUUCUGCGCAAAGCAAUGCAGGAAUCUUGCGGUACGUCCGAAGGUACUUAAUGCGGACCGUCGACUGUGCAUCGCAUCGAUGAUAGAUUCCACCAUGAUCUUCGUGAUCGACUCCUUACGCUUCGUCUUCCAUGCGGCACAGAGUCGACUCGACGUUGAUCUGGAUUUGGAUAUGGAGUUACUGGUGGUUGUAUUUGAGCAGUGCACGCGGAACGAUAUCAACCCGUCCACGACGCAUUGGCUGACGCGCUGCCAGGAAACAGACGUGAUUCGUGCCAGCCUUGCUCUUUAUACACAAAUCGACUUGACGGGACUGUCUAGCUUGUCCCUCAUCAGCGCCAGGAAGCAGCCUUUGUAUGCGCCUCACGUUCUCAUGUUCCACGUCGCCUUUGCUAGCCUGCAGACUCCUGCGGAGCGAUUGGCGAGCGAUGGGCUGUUGGUCGCCUACACCAAUAACAGCAUCAGCUCAGCCAUCAGCUCUGGCCGAGUGGACGUCUCUCUUCCGGAACUGCCUGGCGAACGGAAUCCUGCACAUCAGGCAUACUGUGCCAUGCUCUCGGUCGUCUCUGGCAUCAUCACUGCUCUAGGGAUGCAAAAGCAUUUCUUCGACGCUGAGGCCAGUGGCUUUGUGCAGCUAUAUGGAAACCAGAUAGCACGGGCGUUGUCGUGGACCAUCGCUGACCCCCUUUCGUUACCUUUCGUUGAGGAAAUGGAGCGUGUCAUUGGCCUCUUCUAUGCCAUUGCGACCACACUACCUUCGUCGACCAACAGAAGGGCAUCAACCGAGAAAAUAUUGUCGGCCUUCAGUUCAAAUGUUCUGCUCCUGUUACAGCAGCUCAAUUAUGCCCUGACACAUCCCAAUCAACUCGCUAGCUUGCUCGAACCUGUCACCGCUGAAGAACGGGCGCAACUAGACAGAGAUAGCCACGAGACUUCGAUGGCUUUCUCUGAGAUAGUCGAUCCGGUUAGGAAACCCUUUCUGGCUCAACUAGUUCACAGGCUGUUCAAGCUCACCAGCAACAUUGUUUGUACCUUGAUUGCAAUCAGCGAGUCGGACAUGGUCCUGAGAGGUGAGACUGAAGAUAUGCCCACUCGUAUAGCCUUGGUGGUUCCGCAUUCUAAGGUGGUUCUCGGAGAACCCGCUUCUAUGGGGACGCUACUUGAACUUGGGAACUACACUCUCGAUGUCCUUGGUCAUUUGGCUACAAGACCAGCGGGCCAGUCCCUCAUGCCUUUGUCGACACCUGGCGAGCAUCCUCUGGAUGUGGGCGAGGCAGUUCGUACAACGCGCCGCAACCUUGACGUGGUACUCUUCUACGCGACAACGCAGCUCGGUGCAUGGUUAGCCAAACCUGAGCUGUUCGAGGGCGGUGGUGGUGCGGCCGGUGCAGGGGAUGCCGAGAUGGAGGACGCCGGAGAUGGACGCAUGCGGAGAGAGUCGUCAGGUCUCGCGGAGAGAUUGAGGAGGGGUAUGACGGGUGAGAUGGCGGGGGAGUUGAAGGCUCUGAUGGAGAAGGCGAAAGGAGUGAUGGAAAAACCCGCUCAGGUGGACAAUGGCACAGUCUCAGAGGUGGACAUGAUCAAGCUAUUGAUCAAAUUUCUGAAUGAUAAAGUGAUUGGUCGAACGUGAAAAAGUAUCUAGUUUGGAUUAAGUCGUGUGUCAGGAUGUGUAUUUGUACUGUAGUUCUUCUUGAUUUGCAUUCG
Heterobasidion irregulare TC 32-1 is the source of this 6143-nucleotide messenger RNA. RefSeq lists its product as uncharacterized. The record is from RefSeq and is a predicted model, not a curated record. Gene Ontology annotation, biological process: RNA export from nucleus; protein import into nucleus. NCBI's taxonomy places the organism in Eukaryota, Fungi, Basidiomycota, Agaricomycetes, Russulales, Bondarzewiaceae. Gene Ontology annotation, molecular function: structural constituent of nuclear pore. The transcript has 4 exons. The coding region runs from base 109 to 6069 and encodes 1986 amino acids. Gene Ontology annotation, cellular component: nuclear pore inner ring.